Messenger RNA from Hyaloperonospora brassicae, 1713 nucleotides. NCBI's taxonomy places the organism in Eukaryota, Oomycota, Peronosporomycetes, Peronosporales, Peronosporaceae. The record is from the annotation of a GenBank genome assembly.
AUGUCCUCUCGUGCUCCUGUGGUCGUUCGUGGCGGUGGCUUUGGUCUGGACGCUGAGCUGGCGCGUAGAGCUGCCGAGCGCUACGACUACGACAUGGAGAACGAGGCGCGCGCGUGGCUCGAGGCCAUCUCGGCGAUGCAGAUCGGCGACGACUUUGGCGAAGGUCUGCGCGACGGCGUCAUCCUCUGCACUGCGGCCAACAAGAUCCACCCGGGCGUCGUGAAGCGCAUCGAGACCAAGUCGAAGAUGCCGUUCAAGCUCAUGGAGAACGUGUCGUGCUUUAUCAAGGCCUGCCGCGUCAUGGGCGUGAGCGAGUUCGACCUGUUCGAGACAGUCGACUUGUUUGAGCGCAAGGACUUGGGCAACGUGGUGCGCUGCGUUUUUGCGCUGGGGCGCGCCGUGCAGCGCAAUUACCCGAAGUUUGAGGGUCCUACGCUGGGCGUCAAGGAGAGCAGCAAGAACCAGCGCUCCUUCACGUCGGACCAGCUUGCUGAUGGGAAGAACAUCCCCGCGCAGCAGACACUGGGCAGUUUCCGUACAAUGAAGCGACAGACGACUUCGUAUACGAACAACGUCAUGCUUGGAGCCGAUGCUGCCCAGAGCGCGUAUCGGGCCCCACCGCCUCCGCCGCCUCCGUCAGCCGAGAAGAUCGAGCAGUUGUCUCGGUUUCGCAAGGCGGACAAGUUGACAUGGUCUUGUUCCCAGCCUGCGGUCAAAGCGUCGCCUCUGAAGCGUACACUGACAAAUGAGGAAGUCGAGGCGACAGUUGCAGAACUUUCUGAUGACGUGAACAAGACGGCCGUGGGCGACAAGAGGGUCGCGCCGUCAAGGCUUGCGCUGAACAGCGUAGCUGACAGCAUUGGACCAACAGCUGAACAAGAGGCGCAAGCGUGGAUCGAGGCGGUGCUCGGGGAGAAGUUUCUAGCGAGCUUUGGCGAUAGCUUGAAGGACGGCGUCAUGCUGUGCACCGUGAUGAACAAGAUCAAGCCUGGAUUGAUUCCGCGUAUCCAGACCUCAGCAACGCCUUUCAAGCAGAUGGAGAACGUGAGUAACUUUGUUCGUGCAUGCCGCAGCAUUGGCGUCGCCGAAUUCGAUCUGUUCGAGACGGUCGACUUGUACAACCAAACGAAUCUCGCGCAGGUUGCGCAGUGUAUCCAUGCGCUGGGUCGCACGAUCCAAAAGACCAUGCCUGCGUACGAUGGCCCGCGCCUUGGCGUCAAGGAGUCUACCGUAAAUUUGCGGCAGUUUUCGGAGGCCCAGCUUCGUGAAGCAGCUUCGGCCGUGCCCGUGCUAGCACAUGCUAGUCAAUCAGUGAUGGAACGACGUCCGUUUGAUCACUCUACCUCAAUCACUUUUCGCUCCGACACUGCUGCCGCCGCUGCUGCAGCUGCCGAUAAGCUGACCACUGAAAAGGCUUCACUGAAGCCGGAGAGUGAUGCAAGUAAGCAAGAAGCGUUGCCGAAGAUGCUUGCUGAACUGGCACCUUCGAAUGGUGGAGCCGACGCUCCGCUGGCGUCUGAACCAGAGAGCGUGGACACUGGGGUUGCUUCGAUGCCGGAGCCGGAGAGCUGCAAGGAAGAGCUGGUAAAACUGCAAGGGCCUGGCUGGCUUGCACAGCGUGUGAUGUCUCUGAACGCCGGAAGCGUUGGCAAGUCGCACAUGCCUGUCGGGGGCUCAACUCCUGUGCUUCCGACCCGCACCGUCUGGAGCUAG